Coniophora puteana RWD-64-598 SS2 is the source of this 657-nucleotide messenger RNA. RefSeq lists its product as uncharacterized. The record is from RefSeq and is a predicted model, not a curated record. NCBI's taxonomy places the organism in Eukaryota, Fungi, Basidiomycota, Agaricomycetes, Boletales, Coniophoraceae. The transcript is spliced from 8 exons. The coding region runs from base 1 to 657 and encodes 218 amino acids.
AUGCAGGUAGUUAUCCUGCAGCUGCUAGAAACGGCCCAUCUCUUCGCGGUGUCGGCUGUUCUAUGGCAGAUGACGAUCGUAGCAAUGGAUGACCCAUCCACGCUCCUUAUCCUAUCAAAUGCAGAAGUCGCACUCAUGCUCCUCACAAUAUGGAUGGAGUUUGUCUCUCAGGCAAGUGCAACCCACGUCGUCAUUGUGGCUCUCACUCACACACCACAGACAUUUUUCCUUUAUCGCUUAUGGUUGAUUUCUUCUGCCAAAAUUCCGACUCUGUUCGGUGUAGUAUUGUCAAUUCUUUCCCAGGUCACAGGAUACCUAUCUAUGGCGAAGUUCUUUACGGUCCGGGAGGUGCUGCAGUAUGAGGCCGAAACACGGACUACGCUCAUUCUUACAUUUACAACGAAAGUCGCGUGCGAUGUAUGGAUUGCCUCAUGCAUUGCGAUAUACCUUUGGAGCAAGCGUCGAUCGUCUGGCUUCUCAAAGACUCGUAGAAGCCUCGAUACACUCAUCCUCUGGUCGGUCGAGACGGGGAUGUGCACUAGCGUUAUUGGUCUACUCGUACUUGCUUUGUUCUUGUCAGAAGGCACCACAAGUAUAUGGAUUGGGGUGUUCCUAGUCUCCGGAUCGAUAUAUGCCAACACGAUAAUGGCAGCGUGA